AUGCUUGAGGUGCUUUUGACCGCUGGGCCUGCACUCUGCUGGCUUUUCUGUCGGCUCUACCAGAUUCUCCAGACACCUCUGGAAGCCCUUUUCAAAAAACUAUCCAUCGAUAUUCCCCAUGCGCCCAAGAUAACCAUAGAUCAGCUCCAGAAGAACCAAGUGGUGCUUCACUGGGAUACCGAGGAAUGGCAGGAAAACGUGUAUUUUGUUGUUCUUGUGAAUGGUCGUGAAGCAGCUUCGCUAGCCGGAAAGCUGAUUUGCCUCCAGGGCCUUGAAGCUUCGAAAAUGUACCUGAUUGAGGUUUUGGCUGUCAACGCCGCUACCAACUUCAGAUCCCAGAGCGGCGCCAUUUACGUGACCACAAUGGAUGACGGAUGUGAUUUUGAAGGCGACGCCUGGUCGGUCACUCCCUGGAUGACCCGGGACGAGAAGCACUCGGAUGAAUACAAGAUGUCUAGAGAAGCAGCGUUGAGCGACGCUGAAAAGGGCCUUUUGGAACAGAUUCGCCACAACCAGAUUGAGCUAUACAAAACACGUGCUGAAGUUGCCGAGAUUUCCUCUUCUCAGCAGAGAGAAGUGCAGCAGCUUCUUGCAGCUUUUGAAGAGUACAAGUACAUGCUUAGCGAAGAACAUGAACAGCGGGGCCGCAAGGAUCUGGAUGUGAAAACUUUGGAGAAGAAGAAAGACUCGUUGACCUUUGAGAAGCUCAAGCUUUCGAAGCAGCUCAGAAACCACAAGUCGCAUAAGCUGAUCCACAAGGCCAGUUUGGCCGAGCUACGGUCUCGUGUAGCCAAGCUCGAGGAGAAGAAACAGCAUGUUUUAAACCUGGCAGACCUGGAAAAAGCUCGUGUCAAGUCGUCCGUUGACCAGCUCCACAAGGAUAUUGCUGGACUCAAAGAUGGCCUUGCAGAGUUGGAGAACCAGUCCAAGCUGCUCAACAGCGACAGAAAAGAAUUGGCUCACCAGGUUAACGUACUUAGGCCGCUUGUGGAUCAGUUCACCGUUUUCAACCCCCAGCCAACGGGUGAAACUUCCCCUAAUGGCUCUCAAGUCAGCCUCACUGCAGUGUUUGAGGUUUUCACUAGAGACUCACUCUUGACUAAAGGCGGUGCAGAGUUGCUCAAGAAAAUCACGUCGCUUCAACCUGAUUGGGAUGCGGAUAUCAACCGCGAGUUCGAAGCCCUCACAGCCUUGGAGCUGUCCUGGAAGAAUACUUAUCGCAAUGUCAUUCGUAAGUUUGUUCAUUUCCAUAACAAUGCUGAGAUGACACGAGCUGCAGCGACUCCAGGUUACGUGCCUCAGAAAAUCACAGAGUACCAAGCAAGCGUGGAGUUUGGAGGCUUCAGCAAUGCCUUGCCUAAACUGAGACCUCCAAAGGUGUACACCUUUGUGGAUGAGAAUUCGCCUGCUCCUGAAUCGCCAGCAUCGACACCAGCUUCUCCACCGUUACCAGAUUCAGAGAAAAUGCCUCCAUUCUUCAACCGUGUCAAUGAAGAGGAUAACAAUCUGAGUAGCUUGGGAUCCGAGCCAAUGAACAGGGAUUUCUCUGACAGAAGAGAUAUACCUGAUAUCAACGUCAGCAGAGACUACCCUAUGGCACAGGGCCAGAGCUUGAACAUGCCCUUGAUGGCCUCUUCCUCUUCCCUUGCUCAAACUCAGUCUCUCAAUCUGAACAUCCAGACUCAACCAUUGGGUUAUGGCCAUCAGCAGAGUUUUUCUCAAAGCAGUCUUCCUCAGUCACAGGUGGGCGCAAACUUGAAUCACAGUGUGCCUUUGGAGCCUACCCCUUCGGGAACCCUGAUCCAGGCCUCUUUACUUGGAAACCAUACCCAGAACCAGGACUCACUUCUGAACUUCCUGUUUCCCCUUCCUAACAAUUUGCUGCCUGGUAUUCAAGACCGUUCCCAUUUGCCUGGUAAUUUGCAAGACUCGUUGCAGCCCAACCUUCAGCCAUUCUUGUCUGGCCUUCCAUACGAAGACCAGAUGUAUGGAAUGAGGUCACCUACUCCGGAUCCCCCGGCAUUCAACCAGCAACCUCUUCCUUCGUUGUGGAACACCAAUACCUCAAACAACUCGUCAAAUUUCAUGAACCAGCGCUUCCCCAACCAGAUGUCGCUUUCCCCUGGUCCCAUGAACGUCGAGUUGUCUCCCUCUCAAUCUGUGGUUUCGCAAACUGGAGACACGCUUUUGGAUACGCUUUUGCUUUCCAACAACCCGCUGCUUCCUCAAAGCUCCUUGCAACUGAACAUAUGGCUGGACAGACACAACCCUGGCCUUGGAAGCCACAACAGGGCUCUUUCUGGAGGAAACCACAUUUGGAGAAACGACGUGCACAAUGGCACGAUCUCUCCUGAUUUCCAGCCGUUCCAGUCUCGGCGCAAGGACAGAGACGAAGCGGAUGAUAUUCAGCUGUUGUGA
Messenger RNA from Candidozyma duobushaemuli, 2418 nucleotides. RefSeq lists its product as uncharacterized. Lineage: Eukaryota; Fungi; Ascomycota; Pichiomycetes; Serinales; Metschnikowiaceae. The record is from RefSeq and is a predicted model, not a curated record. The transcript has a single exon. The coding region runs from base 1 to 2418 and encodes 805 amino acids.